Messenger RNA from Styela clava, 1040 nucleotides. RefSeq lists its product as uncharacterized. The record is from RefSeq and is a predicted model, not a curated record. NCBI's taxonomy places the organism in Eukaryota, Metazoa, Chordata, Ascidiacea, Stolidobranchia, Styelidae.
AAUAUCGCAGAUCCGUUGAAGCAAAUCAGGAAUUGUCAAAAACUUCGACUACAAAAAACUUAUAUUUUGGCCUGACCAGAAUAUCGGAGUAAUUAGAGUGUAGAGUGGAAUAAUUGUUGGAAGGUCACUAUCCCUAUUUAUUCUAAUCGUUCGUGAUCAUGGCAAUCCACAAAACAAGUUUAACAGUCUUGAUAUCUCUGUUGGGCUUAUCUUUCUUAACUGCAAGAAAGCUACCUUCAGCUGACGAACUUGAUGUGUCCAAGUUAAUCGGCACAACAUGGUACGUGGGACUCCAAACAAACGAUCCAGUGGCUUCUUAUCUCACUUGUGCAAAACUUUCAAAUUUUAAGAAAACGAAAACAGGAUUUCAAUACAAUUCUACGGAUCACGGAAAAAGUUCCACUGUGGCAGAAAUAACGGCUCAUUUCAAUCGUCAGAGAGCGGGAAUCUAUCGAUUAAAUAAACAUCUCGACGAAUCGGCGAUUAUCGCUGAUCAUAAGAGUGAUGCGGGAAUGCUUUACAAUUCAGCGGCACAUACUAUGGAUCAACAAGUACUAUUUGGUGACAAUUUUUUGAUUGUUAGUGAUUAUAAGAACUACUACGGAAGUAUACAAAGGUGCAACGACGGAGGUAGUGAAUGGUGUGUUUGGGGAUUUUUUCAGAGUACCAAUCCAACUCUGAAAAAUGUAGCUGCUUUCUACAACAAACUUGCUCAGCAUGGUAUUUCAGCCAUUUUACACGUGUCACUUUGUUCAGAACAAGAGCACUCGUCUAUUUAAAACAAUUUAGGAGUUCAAAUCCAAUAUAUAUAUACGGUAUUAUAAAGAAUUUAAAAAGAUGCCAAGAUAUAAAAUAGAGUUGAUUGGAGUUAUGACGUUUGUAUCUCUGCCUUCGGGGGUUUAAGUUCAUAUAUUGGCGUAGUUUACGUUAUAUUUAUUGAAAAUAUUUUAUUUAUUGCAUAUCAAGUGGUCACUCAUGCAAGAAAUGCGUUUUAUCGGAUUUCUGUUUGACUGCAAUUGCAUCGUUUUCACCGAACUCAG